Messenger RNA from Mycetomoellerius zeteki, 1322 nucleotides. It is a transcript of the gene pyd3, whose product is annotated as beta-ureidopropionase pyd3. Lineage: Eukaryota; Metazoa; Arthropoda; Insecta; Hymenoptera; Formicidae. The record is from RefSeq and is a predicted model, not a curated record. The coding region runs from base 200 to 1318 and encodes 372 amino acids. The transcript has 6 exons. Gene Ontology annotation, molecular function: beta-ureidopropionase activity.
AAAUGAUGUAUCAUGCGCCUCAUGCACAUCAUGCUGAUUAUGCGUGAAACGGAACGCAGUCAGAAUCGUACAGAUAAGAUAAGCGUGCGUCACAUUGUGUUAUAAAAAUUUUAUACAGUGGGGAGAAGUGCUAUCUCAUUUAUAGAACCUCAAGCUUCAAGAUUAUUCAGUCAAAAAGUAAACCAGCAAGGUAGCAAUCAUGACUGAAACUGUGGAACAAAUUUUAGAGCAAUAUAUACCACAAAACAAAUUGACUGAAGUAAAACGUAUUUUAUAUGGGCAUUCAUCUACUCCAUUAGGUAUAGAAUAUGAAGAUAAAAAUUUUGAAGUAAAAGGAUGGCAGAUGCUUAGUCGAGUCCAUGAAGAGCUUCGUGCUCCACGUCUAAUUCGCGUUGGACUGAUUCAACAUAGCAUAGUAGCACCGACAACAGAUUCUAUUCAAAAUCAACGAGAUGCAAUAUAUAACAAAGUUAAAUCAUAUAUUGUACAAGCAGCUCAAUACAACGUUAACAUUUUAUGUCUUCAAGAAGCAUGGCCUAUGCCGUUCGCUUUUUGCACGAGGGAAAAGUAUCCGUGGUGCGAGUUUGCCGAGGAUGCUGAAACAGGACCUACCACUGUGUUUCUGUCUGAGCUCGCUAAGAAAUACAAUAUGGUAAUAGUAUCACCGAUUUUAGAGAGAGAUUCUGUUGACGGUGAUACUAUCUGGAACACCUCCGUGGUGAUCAAUAUAGAUGGUACAGUCCUUGGGAAACAUAGAAAGAAUCAUAUUCCUCGUAUCGGAGAUUUUAACGAAUCUACCUACUACAUGGAAGGCAACACAGGGCAUCCAGUAUUCGAUACUCCCUUUGCACGCAUCGCGAUUAAUAUAUGUUAUGGACGUCAUCAUCCAUUGAACUGGUUGAUGUUUGGUUUAAAUGGGGCGGAAAUCGUUUUUAAUCCAUCUGCAACUAUUCAAGGAUUAUCGGAACAUUUAUGGCCAAUCGAAGCAAGAUGCGCCGCGAUAGCAAAUAGUUAUUACACUUGUGCUAUCAAUCGCGUAGGAACUGAGAAUUUUGCAAAUGAAUUUACUUCUGGUGAUGGGAAACCAGCGCAUAACGACUUUGGAUUCUUUUAUGGAUCUAGUUAUAUUACUGCCCCUGAUGGCUCGCGAACUCCAAGUCUAAAUCGGCACAAAGAUGGACUUCUCGUUGGAGAAUUGGACCUCAAUAUGUGUCGACAUGUGAAAGAUAUUUGGGGAUUUAGGAUGACACAACGGCUCGACAUGUAUGCUAAAGAACUUGCUGAAUAUGUUUCAAAGCGGGAUGGUAAACAAGAUUAAAAAC